Seminavis robusta is the source of this 543-nucleotide messenger RNA. The record is from the annotation of a GenBank genome assembly. Lineage: Eukaryota; Bacillariophyta; Bacillariophyceae; Naviculales; Naviculaceae.
AUGCCAGUUUUUGAGGCAUUUGCCUCCUUGUACCCUUCAGUCGAAAAGAUCGAAAAGCUUCAGCAGAGGGCCAGCAAACCGAAUGCGCCGUGCUCCAAGCAAAUGCUCGCAUGGGCGGAUUGCGUCAAGACAGCUCAGGCAAGCUACCCCGAGGAGGUUGCUACGAUUAACCCAAAUACCUGGGCAGCCUAUCAUUUGAGGAAGUGUCUUCAUCCCUAUGUCGAUGCCCGCGAAUGCCAGGUCGAAAAGAUGGCGAAAGUUGUCAAGGGAAUGAAAGAGCAUGUCACGGAAGAGCAAUGGGCGGAAGCCCAACAGAAAAUGCGUUUUGUCGCUCACAAAUCUAUUGGUACAGAAAAAUUCGAUCAAACCUGGAAAGCUGAUAUGGAUUACUCUGGAUACUUCAAGGCGUAUCGAUCGUACAUGGAGGAACAGUUCAAGUUGGAAGACGAACUCAAAGUGGAAAUUGCCAACCCUGCCAACGGAGGUGUGCCCCAGGAGCCCUAUAAGUUCCUCCCCAAGCCUUUUGUCUACAAGGGAAACUAA